UAUCCUGCUGAAGAAAAGCUGUGCGAGGAUGAGAAAGCUUAUCUUGUGCGUCUCUGUUAUACUGGUGCUGCUAGUGGCGCUGAGUGACACCAGUCUCAUUUGCUGCACACAGUACCAAAAAAAUCCAAUUCCUGUGAAAUUUCUGAAAUACUACAAAAUCCAGAAGCUCACAGAUCACUGCAACAUCAAGGCAAUAAUUUUCAAGACAUUGAAAAACAGACUUCUCUGUGCUGAUCCUGACAAGAAAUGGGUACAACAUGCCAUGGAGUCUGUACCAAAAUACCCUUGAACAGCAUAUUAACUCUUGGACAUCACCUGAGGAAAUCAUGCUAAAAGACACAAAGACAUACAAAC
Messenger RNA from Cyclopterus lumpus (lumpfish), 354 nucleotides. RefSeq names its product chemokine (C-C motif) ligand 20a, duplicate 4 (gene ccl20a.4). The record is from RefSeq and is a predicted model, not a curated record. Gene Ontology annotation, biological process: chemokine-mediated signaling pathway; inflammatory response; cellular response to tumor necrosis factor. The transcript has 4 exons. Lineage: Eukaryota; Metazoa; Chordata; Actinopteri; Perciformes; Cyclopteridae. Gene Ontology annotation, molecular function: CCR chemokine receptor binding; chemokine activity. Bases 29 to 289 code for a protein of 86 amino acids. Gene Ontology annotation, cellular component: extracellular region.